Molecule: messenger RNA, 2096 nt
Organism: Pungitius pungitius (ninespine stickleback)
Lineage: Eukaryota; Metazoa; Chordata; Actinopteri; Perciformes; Gasterosteidae
Gene: ckap4
Product: cytoskeleton associated protein 4
Exons: 2
Coding region: 254-1774 (506 amino acids)
Source: RefSeq, a predicted model, not a curated record
UGGGGGGGAAUGUUGGUCCCUGUGCAUUGCAGUGGACCCAUGCAGAGCCUGAAGUUUAACACGGGACAGCCCCCAUCCGCAUACCUCGACGCUAGAAAAGCCCCCGUGGAAAGACACGACGCGCUCACUGAUACGCUGCUGGGCCGGUUAGUGGGACUGUACUGGAAACGUUAACCAUCCACGACUGCAAAACACCAGCAGCCCUCACCCCUGACACACACACACACACACACUUCUUGAGCUCUCAUUGACGAUGACUGCAAAAAACCGACACAAGAACAGCUCGAGCGAGAAGAGCGUCGCCGCCGUCGCCGCGGCCGCCGCAUCCAGCGCGGAGGAUGCGCCGAGGAAGAGCCCAAAGAGCACCGGCAACGGGGUGAGCGGGCCCGGGGCUCAGGGGUCACGAUCGGGGAGCUGCCUCGGCCUGGGCCUGUUCGUGACCGUGCUGUUUUACGUCGCCUUGUUGGGCGCCGCCGGCCUCGCUGCGUUUUACUUGCAGCGAGCCGCGGAGGAAAUGCGGGAGAGCGGCGCCAGGCACGAGGCGGCGGCGCGUCAAAGCGCGGAGCUGAGCGGAAAAAUGGAGCGCGUCGUCCAACAGGUGGAGUCCCUGGGGAGCGUCGUGGACGGCCUGGAGUCAUCGCUGGGCGUCACGCGGGUGGAGCUGGAGGGGGCGGUCAGCCGGCUGAAGAGGGGCGAGGUGGAGACGAGGAGGGUGGAGGAGGCCCUCCAGCGGCUCCAGAACAACCUGCUGAAGGACCUGUCAGACGGCAUCGAGGAGGUGAAGGAGGCCCGGGAGCGGGACUUCUCCUUGCUGGAGAGCACCGUGGAGGAGCGCCUGGCCGAGGUGAGCCGCUCCGUCGCCGCCAACGUGGCGGAGUUCGCGGAAGCUCAGGGCGAAGCGCGGCGACAGCUGGCCGACCUCGAGGCCCGCCUGGCGGACGUGGCCGACCCCGCGCUCGUCAAACGGGAGCUCUCGGCCAUGGCGGACGUCGUGGCCGAGAUCAAAAUGGCCAACGACGCUUCGGAGGGCUCGGCCGAGUCGAUCCUGGGGCAGAUCGGCGCCGUGAGGUCGGAGCUCCAGACUCGUAACCAGGAAGUGGCCUCGCUGUCCCAGGAGGUCGAAUCGGUGCGGGCGGUGGUGCAGGACACCGUGGGGAACCUGAGGCAGUCGCUGUCCGCGACGCAGAUGGACGUCAAGGACCUGCAGGACAAGAGCGAGGCGCUGGAGGGCGCCGUGCAGGCGGCGGCGGAGGCGGCCCAGGCCCAGAGGAGAUCGGAGGACCUGGAGGCCAGGGUCAAAACGUCGGAGGAGAACGGCGAGUCCCUGUCGGCGUCCGUGUCAGACAUCUCCACCAAAGUGGAGUCCCUGUUCGCCCAGUACGACACCCACGAGAGCGCCCUGGCGGCGCAGGGGCGGGCCGCCGAGAAGGCCCAAUCCGGCGUGGGCCAGGACGUGGAGGCACUGAAAAGCAUUUUGGGGGAGCUCCAAUCCAACAUGGCCGCCCUGGGCAGCGCCCAGACCGAGCUGUCCUCGAAGGACUCCAGCCUGGGUCAGCAGGUGGCGGCCUUGGAGGAGAAGCUCGGCGCCUUGGAGGAACGCGGCGGCGGCGUGAAGCCGGAAGAGCUGCAGAGCUUGAGCAGCACGGUGGCGAGUUUGGAAGCCAAGGCGGCCAAGCUAGAGGGCCACGAGAAGUCCAUUUCUGCUCUUCAGAAGUCCCUGCAGGAGACCACGAAGACCCUGGAGGGCUUGUCCGAAGGAAAGAAGGGAAAGUAGUCGGGACAAUGUGACAUCGCGAUACCAAAACACGACAACGAUGAUUGACCAUGAUGCACGUUGUUUUUUUCUGUUUUCAUGAAGAAUUGUUCAAGACAAACUUGACUGUCGAUGUUGUGGAUUUGUCGUAGGAAAGGAGGCACGUAGGGAGUCAGAGCUGUAAACCGCUGCUGAUCUGUGAAUUCAAACACAUUCAUUCUGCACUGUAGUUCCUUUUUUUUCUAAUGUUUUGUUUUCGUUGAAUUUUCCAUGCCACCGCUGUUUUUUUUUAUUUUUUUGGAACAAACCAAAUGCAACGAAAAGCUUUUAAAAAUGUUUUUUA